Molecule: messenger RNA, 1017 nt
Organism: Pedinophyceae sp. YPF-701
Lineage: Eukaryota; Viridiplantae; Chlorophyta; Pedinophyceae
Source: the annotation of a GenBank genome assembly
AUGUCCAGCGCGUCCGCCCGCCUCGCGCCCCCGGCGGCCCCCGGCAAGCGCCCGACCACCUCCGGAGGCGCGCACGCCGCGUGCACCGGGCCGCCCCUCCGCCGCCCGCUGGCCCCGCACGCCCGCCGGCCCCACUCGCCACUUCCGAGGAACACCGUUGCGAGGUACAAUGUCGGCGGUGACGGCACCGCGGGGCGUCAGAGCUGGCAGGCGAAGCGCGGGGGCACCGUGCCGAAUAGCGCGGCGUCGGCGCCGCCGGAGCUGGCCGCGCCCGCGCGCGCGGACGCCGCAGACACGGGGCUGUACUUCUCGAUGUACAACUGCCAGGACGUCCGGGCCGUCGCGGACGCGUUCGACAGGCUCCCCGUCGACCCGUACCGGCCCAGCCAGUACCGUCGAUUCAACCGCAUGACGUACAACCCGUCGAAAGGACACCUCAAGGUGGACCCGAACAGCUCGUUCGCGCAGGCGUCGCACUACAACGCGUUCAACCGCGGCGACAUGCGGUACUACGAGCCCAUCGAGGACGCCACGUGGCAGCACCCGGGCUUUAAGAAGCUGCUCGAGUCCUUCGUGGACCAGGUGCUCAAGAACGACCCGCAGCGCCGCGCCGUCGCGGAGGCCGGCAAGGACCUGGACGACAUCUACGUCUUCUUCAUCCGCACCGUCUGCGCGCCGAACAGCGACCCGCAGUACCAGAAGGCGGGGUUCCCGACGCCCGAGGGCAUCCACCAGGACGGAAUGGACUUUGUUAGCAUCACGUGCGUGUCCCGCGACAACAUCCGCGGCGGCAUCUCCUCGCUGUACUACGACAAGGAGGACCCCGAGCCGUUCACCGCGCUCGAGCUGCCCCCCGGGUUCACGCUCCUGCUGAACGACCGCAUCAUCUACCACCACGUGAGCAAGAUCGAGCCGCUCAACCCCGAGGAGUGGGGCACGCGCGACAUCAUCGUGCUCACGUUCAACAACCUCGACAACCCGUCCUGCGUCCCGGGACCCACCGAGCCGCACCCGUAG